Molecule: messenger RNA, 2141 nt
Organism: Cervus elaphus (red deer)
Lineage: Eukaryota; Metazoa; Chordata; Mammalia; Artiodactyla; Cervidae
Gene: SAMD15
Product: sterile alpha motif domain containing 15
Exons: 3
Coding region: 95-2071 (658 amino acids)
Molecular function (GO): protein binding
Source: RefSeq, a predicted model, not a curated record
UCCUUGAGACCUGGCCGGAAGUCGUGGUCUCCAUAGAGACGCUAUCGGAAGUUGGAGUUGCUAGGCGGCCUGGGCGCGACCGCUCAUCUGAGUCAUGGCUGAAGUCCCAGAGGAUUACGAUUCCCCCUCUGAGGAAAAUGAAAACCUGAAGACUGAGAGACCGAAACUUCACUUUCUUCAGGUGACCGAAGACAUCGAACCAGGCAGCGUGGCAGAGGCAGGCCCAGAGAUUCCUGUAGAGAUUGACCAAGACCCACAGCCAGAGACAGAAGAAGAGCCCUUCAAAGAGAAGACACCAGAGAGUGCUAAAGAUGUGCCUCCUCACCUAAAACCAACCUGGACGUCCGAGGAAGAGGUUCCCCACAAGUUCAGGACAGACCUUUUCAGCGAGGUUGAGCUAGGGAUUCCCCUAGAGGUAAAAUCAGAGACUUUCGGACAGAUAGAAAGAGAGCUUUUCAAGGAAUUGCAAAUCCCCGUGGACAGAAAGCAUGAGGAACCAGAGGAGGAAGCCAAACCGGAUGUUCCUGAGGAUGUACCCAUAGAAGAGAGCAAACCAGAGGUUCCAGAGGAGCCACUCAGAGAGCAAUAUGAAAAGACAGGUCUAGAACCUACAGAGCCAACCAAACCAGAACCUCCAGGUAAGAAACCAAGAAAAUCAAUUGAAGAGGCAGAUCAACAGCCACCAAAGGUGACCACAUCAGAGAAUCCAGAGGAAAUACAAAGUAAGUCACCUACAGAGAAAAGGACAGAGUCACCUGAGCAGGCCAAACCAGAGUUUCCAGAAGAGAAACCAAGUAUGGCUACUGAGGAAACACAAGAAAAAACUCCAGAGCCACUAGAAGUGAUCGAAUCAGAGUCUUCUGAGGAAAAAUCAGGAAAACCAAUUGAGGAAACAGUUACAGAGCCAUCAGGAAAGACCACACCGGAAGUUCAGGAGGAGACACAAAGUAAGUCAACUGCAGAGAGAGUUCUAGAGCCACCAGAGGACACCAAACCAGCAGAUCAAAAAGAUAAGCAGAAAAAGUCAACCGAGGAGACAGAUCUAACACCAUUACGGAAGUUCAGAUCAGAGGAGACACUAAGAAAGUCAACUGAGAAGAAAGGUCCAGAGCCCCCAGAACAAACUAAAGCAGAGUUUUCAAAGAAAGAACCAGAGAAAACUGAAGAAACAGGUCAAGUGCCACCACAGAUCAAACCAGAGGUGCAAGAGAAGACACAAACAGAGCCAACUAGGGAGAUAAAUUUAGAGUUAUUGGAUAAAACCAGACGACUACUUACAAGAGAGACACUUGUAGAAUUUGCCAAGGAAGACAGGCCAGAAGCAAUCAAAUUUAAACAUUCUGUUGACAGGGAUGAGCCUGAGUACUCUGACUAUCCAAUAGGAAAGUUGUUAAUCAAAGGAACUAAAGUUUCAAAAGACUAUGUAUUAGAGCCUCUUCCAGUAAGUGAAGUAGACUCAGUGAAUAUAGAUUAUGAGUUUUCUAAAGAACUCCAAAAUCUGUUCCAGCUUUCUGAUACCAAUUAUGAAUUAUUCUCCUUUUUCUCUGAGUCUCAGAGGGAUUUAAAAGAGUCCUCUGGUGAAAAGCAAGAUCUGUCCCUAGAGUCAAUGAAACUGGUACAUAAAGAUAGAGACACCCAGCCAGAAAAAAAUUCUGAUCUACAAUUUGAGUACCUUCAAUGGAGCCCAGAAAAAGUUGCCAACUGGAUUUGCCAGCUAGGCUUCCCUCAAUACAAGGAGUGUUUUACCACAAACUUCAUCAGUGGCCGAAAACUCAUACAUGUAAACUGCUCAAACCUCCCUCAGAUGGGGAUAACAGAUUUUGAGGACAUGAAGGUAAUUUCUCGGCAUACCCGGAAGCUGCUGGGAAUUGAAGAGCCAUUAUUCACACGCUCCAUCCGCCUUCCCUACAGAGACAAUAUUGGCUUAUUUUUAGAGAGAAAAGGUCAUAGUGGAGUUAAGUCUGAUUCCUUGACCUUGUCUGAAUUUGUGCGAGAAGCGGGAUUACAGGAUUAUGCUCCACGGGUGACCACCCUUGAAAAUGACGCAGCAUUGUAUUCCAUUGACCUGUAGGGCAAGCUGGUUCACUUAACUUGAAAAUCAAACUAAAUUAUGUGGGGGAAUAAAUGCGGCAUUUCUGUGU